Messenger RNA from Microtus oregoni (creeping vole), 2100 nucleotides. RefSeq names its product major facilitator superfamily domain containing 9 (gene Slc67a2). Gene Ontology annotation, biological process: transmembrane transport. Gene Ontology annotation, cellular component: membrane. The coding region runs from base 1 to 1404 and encodes 467 amino acids. The transcript is spliced from 6 exons. The record is from RefSeq and is a predicted model, not a curated record. Gene Ontology annotation, molecular function: transmembrane transporter activity. NCBI's taxonomy places the organism in Eukaryota, Metazoa, Chordata, Mammalia, Rodentia, Cricetidae.
AUGGCGCUAGGGCUCCACGGUGGACACGGGGCCUCGGGGCAGGGGCUAGCCUUGGAGACCUCAACUACGGCAACAGCAGCUUCCGGUGCAGUGGGCUCCCGCCGCUUCCUGCUCUGUCUCUACCUGGUGGGGUUUUUGGAUUUGUUCGGUGUCAGUAUGGUUGUCCCAUUGUUGAGUCUUCAUGUCAAGUCCCUUGGAGUAAGUCCUAUAGUUGCUGGAGUGGUGGGCUCCUCUUAUGGGAUUUUGCAGUUCUUCUCCAGCACCUUUGUGGGCUGCUGGAGUGAUGUGGUUGGAAGACGGUCCUCCUUGCUGGCGUGCAUUCUGCUCAGUGCCCUGGGUUAUCUCCUACUUGGAGUGUCCACCAACGUGUUCCUGUUUACUCUGGCUAGAGUCCCUGCGGGUAUUUUUAAACACACCCUCUCCAUCUCCAGGGCACUGCUUUCUGACCUGGUCACAGAGAAGGAACGACCCUUGGUCCUGGGACAGUUCAACACAGCCUCAGGCGUGGGCUUCAUCCUGGGCCCUGUUGUUGGCGGGUAUCUGACGGAGCUGGACGGUGGGUUCUAUGUGACGGCUCUCAUCUGCUGCUCAGUCUUCCUUCUCAAUGCUGGUCUCGUUUGGGUGUUGCCUUGGAGAGAAACAACCCUCAAGAGCGCAGAGGAUGCUUGGAGCUCGGAUGAGAAGCACGCUACAGUGCCCAAAGAGUCAGCAGGUACAAGGCAAGGAGCAGCCACCUCCACUAAGGCCAGGAGGAGUGAGAAGAAAGUGCAGAAGCCCUGGCUUGAAGUCAUGUCGGCCUUGAAGGACAUGAAGAGCCUCCUAUUUUCUGCACUGUGGGACAUAUUUCUCGUGCGCUUGCUGAUGGGGGUGGCUGUCAUGCUGUACUACAGUAAUUUUGUCUUGGCCCUGGACGAGCGUUUCGGGGUGCGACCGAAGACCACCGGGUACCUCAUCAGCUACACCAGUGCCCUGGGCACCCUGGCUGGCUUCGCCGUGGGGCCCAUUCUCCGACUGUACAAACACAACUCGCACAUGGUCCUGCUGCACUCCAGUGCCCUCACCUGCUCGCUGCUGCUGCUCUACUCCGUGGCCGGCACCAUGCAUGUGGUGGUCCUUUCCUCCACGCUUCUGUCCUUCUCCACCUCCAUCGGGAGGACCUGCAUCACUGACCUCCAGCUGAGUGCCGGCGGGGCCCAGGCCAGCGGCACCGUCAUAGGUGUGGGCCAGUCCGUGACCGCAGUGGCUCGUGUCAUUGCUCCUCUCCUCUCAGGGGUUGCCCAGGAGCUCAGCCCCUGCGGCCCCCCAAGCCUGGGUGCUGCUUUAGCCCUGGUGGCAGUUUUAAUCAUGUCACGAAACAAACCUCAUUCCAGUGGGCACGGGAAUGAGAAACUAAAACCGGAGUAGGGCAGAUGGGGAGCCCAUAGAGAAGCUGAGUUAGAAGCGGGCAAAUCAGGGACAAAGACUGGUUGGUCAGAAGGGCACUUCAGGGAGGGCGCCUUGUCUAAAUGCAGUCAUGGCUGCGGCCAGCCCUCACCUGCACAGGGAUACCAGCAGGACCGCCACAAGUCAACCACAGACAGGAAAGUUUAGGUUGAGCACAGCUCGGCCCAGCAUCCCAUCAGUAUUCAAAGCUUACCUGAAUGGCUUCUCUUCCCACCUGGGCCAGUAGAGUUAACAUUUGCUUCCUGGAAAGGCAGCAGCUGCAGAGAGGUGAAAAUAGUGGUGGCAGGGGCAACUGGCUUGCGGGAGGAUGGAAGAAGCAAUGUCCCAGUGAAACAGAGCUGCCAAGUUCAUCUCAUGUUGGUCAGUUUGGUGCAAUGCAGAUUUUCUGUUAAACCCAGAAGCCAAAAGUUGCUUCCCUAUCAAAAUCCCAGAGACUGGAGGAGCCGCUUUAUUUAAAUCAAGCUGUUGCUUUCUCCACUGGUAAAAUCUCAGAUGCUGAACUCACCCCCAGACACAUAGAUGCACAGGCCUUUCAAGGCCAGAUGUGGGGUUUUAAACACUGGUGGUCAUUUCCCAUGGGUGUGAGGGACAGCUGAGGGCUGAUAGACUUAACUCAUUUUGAUUAAAGUAAAAGCUAGGGACUGUGCUGUUUUUAUA